CUAAGCCGUUUCCUGUACGUAACUGCAGUCUAGCGAAUCAAACAUACACGUCAGUGCAAGUGAGGUGUCAUGCUGGUUACGACGGUGGUCUGCCCCAGGAAUUUUUAUUGGAAGUUUACCAUGGCGAUAUCGACUCGCUGGCGAGCAUGAGGCCUCUUUACAAUGUCAGUAACAAAGACGAGCCAUUGUUUUUCCUCACUAAUUUAGAAACUUCUGUCGACGUGGGAGUUCACGUUCUUGUCUAUGCUGUCAACGCCAAAGGUCGUAGUCAACCAAUAGUGUUGAGUGAAGUUACCUUCCGAGAUGCUGAAAAGCGGACUGGCCAGGACGCAGGCAUGGGUCUGCCACCAUUACUAGGCGUACUGGUCGGUGCUCUGGUUACGCUUGGCAUGAUAAUAGUGGCAUUGGGGAUGCGAGCGAGACGAGAGCGUGGAGUCGCGGUAGCGAGUAAACCUCAGCGCCAAGAAAAGCCUGCCGAGUUAAGUGAGCUGCCCGUCCAGCAGUACGCCCUCCAAAGCCUCGAGCAGACCGUGGAGACCGAUCCCGACGUCAUACCCAACAAGUUCGAAGGUAACCUCAUCGAAGUUAGUCCACCGAGUUAUCCAGGAGGCGGUUACUCUCCGGGCCAAUGGGUAACACCAGGUCCGACACCUAGCAUCGACGAGUUGUGUCAUAAAUUCACGGGUCGACCGACGGAACUGAGGCUACCAGCGGCAACAGCUGCUGCUGCAGCGGCGUCAAUAGCAUCGAGAAAUACGUCGUCUAACUCAGCAACGCUCAACGCCACUGGACAUCUGCAUCAUCAUCAGCUACAGCAGCAGCAGCAGCAGCAGCAGCAGCAGCAGCAUCAUCCGCAACCUAACCCUACAGCACUGACGAAUACGGGGGUAGUGGUAGGCGCUGGCUCGUGUGUCGUCGUGGCGGGCGAGUGCCUCGACGGCGAGGCGAUAAAGCGUCGUCUCAUGGCCAACAGACUGCCCGAGAGCUGCGUCUAGAAGCUCUUUCUCGUGUGAGUUCCAUGCCAGAGACCACAAAAGACUUCAAAGCGAGUGUGCAUGUGCGCGCGCGUGUGUGUGUGCCGAGUGCGUCCCCUGAUUUUGCCAAGCGUCGUACCGAAAGAAUCCCACUCCUCUUUCCGUUAUCGUCGUUUCUCCAGCUUACCUCCCGGUUGACAAGCGCCAUGCUGAGGAGCGAGAUCCGGCCCUGGAGUGCGGCGAAUUCUCUGGAGGAGUGUCGCCGACUCUUUUCCGGAGGUGUGAAGGAAAAAAAUUCGAGAGAGCUGCUUGACGUUUCGUGCUGUGAAAAAGAGUGCAUACUCGGGGAUCAUGAACUGAGCGCUCUUCGCUGACUGACGGUUUGAGUUUCACUGCGACUAUGACUUCACUUGUCGAGCUGCAAUUAUGAUUUAGCAGUAAUUUAACUUGUUGAAAGUUUUAGCUAACGUAAUGUAUACCCUUUUUCAUUGGAAGUCUAUAUAUCGCGAUCCAUCGAGAAUAAUGGGGGCUAGAAAAUUAAAACUUGAAGAGAAAAGAAAAUUAAUGCACAAUCUGAAGCGUUCAAUUGACCCAGCUACGAAUGAAAUCUGAAAGAAAGCCGGUCAUUCAAGCCACCGAGGUGGGGCAGAGGGAAUGGGGAAGGGGUGUAGAAUGGGGGUCGGGGGCAACGACGCAAAUGCUCUACGCGCCUCUCUUUGAAAUUAAAAUUCAGGAAUCCCAGCCACUAUUGCCGAGAAUGGAAUUGUUCGAUUUCUCAACUUCCCUCCUACUCCUCCCUAUCCAACGGCCAUUCAUAUCGAGCAGCCUACAUUGAAGCCAAGCGUUGGUGACCCGCUUUGCCGACCAACAAACUCUCUCGUGGGAAUUCAACUCCGACGUCUCCUUGUUUCCGUGAAGAUCGUGUAAAAAACAGCUUCGUCUCCGCUUCUACUUCGACUUCUUCUGCCUCUUCCUCUUCUUUUUGUAGGCCGAAGCGCAGAAGGUUGAAAAAAAAAUGUUUAGCUAACGGGGGCAAGCUCAAUACUGAUUAAUUAAGACUAGUUUCAAGAGACUCGACGACAGACUUUUUCUUUCCCGUCGAUGUACGCUUAUUACAGACUUCAUUUGCUUAGCUUUCAAGCGCUCUCGUUCCCUCGGCAAAAGUAUCUUGAAUUUCAUUUCGAACCGGCUAUUAACGACAAAUGUCAAAUUUCUUAUCGACUCUAUUCCCUCCUCCCCACUACACUUCUUGAUUACAAAUGCCUUUACAGGAUAUUUCGAGCAAUGGAAGUUUUGUUAUUACGUCUGCCGUUUGAACCUGUCGCUUUCAGCACAACUCUUAAUCCUUCCUUCUUUUUUCAUUUAUUCAAUGAGCUCAAAUCGUAAAUUUAUUAUUUAUAUAUGUUCGUAAUAACGGAAAACUUUCAAUGAUUGUUCGCCUAUUAGGGCUUGCUUACGAACUGCAAACCAUGAAUACGGAUAUUUAAAUAAACAUAACUAAACCUAAGAAAAAAUAACUAAUUUACUUUAUAAACUGAGUUUGUUCUACAAUCAACUAUCUAAGAUUCUUUUUUAUAUUUGAUAAGGCUGUUUUCCAAGUGGCUCAAAUUUUUUUUUUAAUUUGAAUGAGUUUUUUCAAGUAAUCAAAUUAAAAAAGCUUCCCUAUGGAAUCCUUACGAAUCGAUUUAUUAAUCCGAAAAGGUGACUGAUGUUUCGGUGACGUUUCGUAUCACCUUUUUCAAGGCCUAAAAAUCAGUCGAACGUUAGAUUCUUGCCAAGCAAUUUAACAUAUUAUUUGAUAUAACCGAACAAUAACACAAAAUAAAACAAUACAUAUCGUGAACUGUUAACGUCAUUUCUAACAGAAAUUGUCAGAUUACUUACUUUUGUUUUGCAUACUCAAUAAACAUUGAUUGAUACAUCUGACAAUUUUUGUUAGAAAUUACGUAACAGUUCACAAUGUGUAUUGUUCUAUAUUGUGUUAUUAUUCCAUCGUAUCAAAUGACGAUACCAGAAUGUGAUAUUUGAUUACUUUUAGGCUUUAAAAAUGGUCAUUUAAAAUGUUACCGAAACGUUAACCAACUUUUCAAAUUAAAAAAACCAACUUGUAAUGUUCCUAAGAGGAGAAAUUUUUAUUUAACUAAUCAAAAAAAUCAAUUCUUAUUAUUUUUAUCUUUCUAAAAAUGAUUGCUAAUUAUUAUGCCUUUAAACAUAUGAUGAAUUAAAAUAUCGAUUCAAUAACUCUAAACGUAUCACUAAACAUAUCAGUUCAAACUUGCAAGUGGCUCAAUAUCCUGAUGAUAUUAUCGAUAUACUAUGUUCUCACUUAUAAAAGUCAAUUAAAAAGCUCAAAUACAACAUUUGAUAAUAAUUGUAUAAUUAUUAUGUACACGAUUAUUUCAAUUUACAUGGAUAUAUCAUUUAAUAUUUUUUAAUGGAGUUGACAGCCUAUGUAUUAUUAUGAAAAUAAGUAAAUAAAUAUUAAAUAAUUGACAUUUUUAAAUAAAUUUAUUAGUGAAAAAACGAAGAGACUGAUGAAGCGCAUAUAAAUUGCUACGGCCUAUUAUGCUAUUUAUGCUUCUACUACUCCUUAUGUUAAAAACUAACAGCGAUUACGUAAAUAGUAUACGCUAUCCUAUAUAAUUCAUGCGUUUCUAAUAAUGAUCUGACCUAGAUGACUGAAAUACAUUAAACAAAUAAACAAGAGUUAUAAUCGAUAUAAACGAGUUAUUGCGAAGAAAAAAAUCCAUCUAGUUCGAUAAGUAAAACUGAAAAGUACAACAAAAGCAAUAAGCUGAGUAACUUUGAAGACAAGUCGGAGUUUGCAAUUUCCUAGUUCACCCAACAUAUCGUGUGCGCAAGCGUGUAUAUCCCUGUUCAGCUUUAUUCCCGGCAAUUCGCAUGUGUAAAUCUCUCUCUAUACUUUUGCGAAAUUUCACCAAAAAGAGAGGCGCCGUAGCUAUAGAGGCGGGAAAUGAGCGAGAAGCCGGAAAACUGACCGCACUCGAAGCAGCAGUUAGGAGAGAAAGAUAAAGAGCUUGCGUCCGUCUGCGAAAAUCCUGAAUGAAGAUGGAUGAAGAAAUGACCUCGUGCGCGUUAGAAAGGAAGAAAAUGGAGGAAAGAAAGAAAGAGAUGAAUGCUGUGCGCGUUCGCGUAUUCCUUAAUAAGAGCAAACCAAGUGAUACAUAAAAUUCAAUUUAUAAAUUACACAGGAACGUGAUGAUUUGUAAGAGGCUCUUUUUCUUGUCUUCUCUCACCCUCUUUCUCUCUCUCUCUCUCUCUCUCUCUCUCACUCUCUCUGCAGAUCGUGCUCCCCACCUCCAUAAUCGAUCUCUUCGCUAGUCAAAAUCUAACAAUACUAUCGUCCAAUUUAUUGUGUUAGUGUUCUUUUUGCUUUCUCGUCAAUCUUAAUGUAUAUAAAAUGCGAGUAAUGAUUGACGACAACAAUCAUUGACGUUUUAUGUCUAAUAAUGUUUAUAGUCUAAAGGCCGUUAUGAGAUUUCAUCUGGAUUGAUAGCGACUGAUAUAUAUAUACAUAUAUAUAUAUAUACUUCAAUCCUUUAAUUAUACUCGUAAUGUAUAUUCAUUAAUAUAGUGCGUUAAACUAAGCAUCAGGAAUUAUUUACGGUUGUAUAUAAUACAUGAUUGCUCAAUCGAAUAUUUGUUGUUGUUUUUCAUACGUUUGUCUAAUAACAAUUCAUUAUGUUAUACACAUGUACAUAUAAAUAUGUGAGAAUGUGUGACUAUGAAAGCGGGCGAAUAUUACGCAUAUUCUACGUAAUUGAAUAAUAAAUAAAUUUAAAAAAAUCUAAAACUUUAUCUGUCAGACAACCUGUAUGUAUAAUUAUUGAUCGAGCGCCGGAAGAUAUAUUCAACAUUUAUUAUUCAUCAGCGGAAAAAUUUAAGUGUUUCAUUUAAACAAGUGGUCAUUCGAAUAUUCUAAUACUGUCAAUGAGGAUUAUAUCUUGUUUGAGUCAUCAUCGUACAAGUUCAUCAAUACUCACUGUCUUAGAUAUUUCGAUAUGAUCCACACUUUUGAGGAGCUUCUUAACAAACGACUUUCUCCUAGCUGGUACAAUUCAGAGCUACAGACAUGUUUGAGAUUUUUUCUUUGACAGUACUUGAUAUUUCGACUGACGGAGAAGGAAAGAACGGCACGUGUACUUCUUUUUAUGACGAGAUAACGAAAGCGCUUGUUACGAAGGUGUCUUCGAAUAUUCCGAUGCUGUCAAUGAAAGGACUUUUCUGCAAGAUAAAUAUCCUGUACGUUUGAAAAAUAUACGAACAUAAAUUUUUCAACUGAUACUCGUACGUGUACACGGUUUUAAUGAAUUUCUCGACAAUGCAACUUUCUUCAAUGAGAUACGAUUAAAGCAAGCCUAGAGACAAGUCAGAAAAGCUGUUCGUUGACAGCACUCGACAUCUGAAAAUGAACUCGCUUUCUUACAUGAGAAUGACGAAAACGCUCGUUACGAUAUCGUCUCGGAUUUUUAUGUACAUAUCUAGAACGUAGGAAUAAUUCCAAGUAUGUCGCGAGCGUGUGUUUGCAUGUACGAGUGUAUGCCAUAGGAAUUCGAGGCGAGAUAGCAAUCUCUCAGUAACAUGGAGGGGCGGAGGGUGGCAGGACUGUUGCUAAAGCUUAUCCGAUAAUUCCGAAGCGUUGUAUUCUUCGUGUGCGCGAAUGCGAGCUGAAAUUGCGUCUUGCGUUCGGCGGAUAUAACGGACGCGCUGUUUAUUUUCUCCUCAACGUAACGAGCACUUUUUUAAAUCUAUGUUAAUACCUAUGUUAAUACUUUUUACAAAUGUACCCUACACGUCACUGCCUGAAUAUACUCCAUGUAUUUCAGUCGAUGAAAGUAUAUUUUCUAUGUAUAAUCGUGUACAAAGAGCAUGCUGCGUGAUUUCGUUUUUCAAUUUUUCACUUUUUAAGAUUGCGAACGAAGGCUGUUGACAAUGUAGUGGAAUAAUGAAGCUCUCGUGCAGCGACAGCUGUAUCUAAUUCAGAUUAACGAGAGAGACUGAAAGCCUAUUGUACAGAAAAAUCGAGUAACAUCGAUACUCAAGGUAUGUAAAAUAACAACGGUAUAUUACUGUGCAUCCAUUCCCCAUGGAUUAUUCAAUAAUAGCAUUAAAUAAUCAUCCGUAGAUACGCAGAUAUCGACUCUAGUGCAUGCCUGACAGUGUAAUUGACGAGUAAGAGAGUGUUUUUGAAAAGAGCGUGCUAGUAAGGCCUCGCUGUGUAUAUCGUAUAAUAAUUAUAUUAUUGUUGAUGAAAUCUUGCGUUUUACCGAUGGAGUGUGCCGUCCCGAGUGAAGCGCUUCGAAUUAUAUAAAAAAUAUAUAAAAUAUGAUCCGGAGGGAGAAGUGGAUGAUGCUGAGGAAACAACAAUGAUAGUAACUUAAUCAAAGAAAGUGUAUAUAUCGUCGAUUAACUUUUUGAAAGACUGGGGUGAGAAAAAAAGUCCAUGUAAAUUAUUGAUGAUUGAUGCAGUAAACGAGGAAAAAAAAGUAUGAGGUUAUUGAAUUUAAAAAUAAAAAAACUCAUACAAAGACUUGUCACGCAAAGUGAGCGAUUUCAUAUCGAUCGUGCGUAUCGACUAAAUAAUUCAUAUGUAUAUAAUAUAUACAGUUUCGA
This is a messenger RNA of Phymastichus coffea, 6608 nucleotides long. RefSeq lists its product as uncharacterized. The annotation marks the transcript as partial. The transcript has 3 exons. Lineage: Eukaryota; Metazoa; Arthropoda; Insecta; Hymenoptera; Eulophidae. The record is from RefSeq and is a predicted model, not a curated record.